This is a messenger RNA of Clonostachys rhizophaga, 1323 nucleotides long. The record is from the annotation of a GenBank genome assembly. NCBI's taxonomy places the organism in Eukaryota, Fungi, Ascomycota, Sordariomycetes, Hypocreales, Bionectriaceae.
AUGCAGACUUGCGAAAACUUGGUAGAAGGCGGGUCUGUGCCGAUUGUUCUCAAGGCCAUCUCCAGAGUCGUACAGUCAUCGUCGACCCAGCAAUCGGGCGACAACAGAACUACGACAGAGGGGCCGCUAGAAAACAUCAGCAGCGAGAUCAUCCUCGAGAGCGUUGAGAACGUGACACUAGAAUGUCUACAGGCUCUUGUCAUAUUCUCCGUUGCCGAGUAUGGCUCUGGCCGCCUGGGCAAGUUCUAUAACUUGAUAUCGGUCUGCAAAAGCUCGAUAUUGACUGUGCAUCUUAGAAUGAGCUCUCAGCUCGGACUCAGAGACCUAGUGGCUUUCCAUUGCAGCAAUUUCGGAAUGCCCUCCAUGAUAGCGCCACGGAUGCUCAACAUUCCCGUGACCAUCGUGGAGCGUGAGUCAAAGAUCCGCGCUUUCUGGGCUACAGACUCCCUGGACUCGGCUUCUACAGUUGGAGUCGCAUGGCAUCUAUCUGUCUCGCGCCCUGAGCCAUUCGCAAGCGUGCCUUGUGAUGAUGAAAUCUGGGAGUAUCCUGAGCCGGUGCUUGCGGCGUAUCCGUUCGGGACCGUUGGGACGCCAUCUUCGUUUUCAUUGUUUGUACACCUCGCCACCAACGAGCUCUGGCAUGUUCACGACCAUCUCCAGCAGCUCUAUGACCCUACAUCUGCCGAGGCAGUUUGCAAGCAACAGCUUGACUGUGACGCACAUGAUGAGUUCGAGCAGAUGCUCACCAUCAGCAGCCCAAUCUACACCGAUCUGUUCACCAGCGAGUCCACCACGCAGCAUCACAAUUCCAUGCUCAUCCACUGCACAGUACAUAGUGCAGUCAUCUCUCUAUAUCAGCGAUUUGCUAUAUCGAACGAGAUGCUAACGACGCCCAACGGCGCAGAAUUCAGGCGUCGGGCUGUGGAUCGUUGCCUCACGAGCUGCGACAAGAUUGCUCUGGUGAUCAAGAACGCAAACGACGCGACUCUAGAGUCAACCAACCCCCACAUGAUUUACCCUGUCUUCAUCGCCGCUCGAUUCUGUUUCAUCUAUACGCGGGCUAUGGAUCUCCGCAUUCACACUAAGAUCUAUUUUCUCAUGUAUGCUCUGGAGAAAUGUGGCCGCCGAUGGCCUCUGGCGCAGCAGUUGCACCGUAUCCUGGAACGAGCCAUGGCAGAGUCAUCCAUGUCCCUCGCCCAAUCUGAUCCACUUCCUGCUGAAUUUUGGGAUCUACAAUAUUUUGCACUCGAUAUUCAUGAAGCUCUAUAUCAGUGUGUUUUACAAUCGUCCCAACAUGCGUAUCAAGACCGGGCUUCGCGAUGA